AUGCUCAACGGUGUCACCCAUGUCCUGAAGGGGCUUCCGAGCAGCUACAACCUGCUAAAGCGGCUGUCGAUGGCGCCGAGCACGAGGGCAACGAUCAACGAGGACUCCAUAACAUCGUACAUCCUGCAGGACAAGGCGAUGCAGGAAGCUGAGCAGUCCUCGGAGCUCCUGCCGCAGGUGAACUACGCUGGCCCGACAAAGCAAGGUGGUCGACCGGGGCAGCGCGGCAAGCCUGGCGGUGAUGGAUGUGGAGGUGGGAAUCCGGCUAAGGACGCCGACAAGAAGAAGCCGGCCAAGAACAGCGGUCGUGGAGGAGGAGGGCGACACCGGGAAUGCUGGCAGUGCGGCGACCCCAACCAUCUCUCCUUCGAGUGCCCCGACCGCAGUGACUCCGACGACGACGACGCCAAGGGAGGCCGCGGGAGGUCGGCCAGCCGUCGUCCACGUCGAGGAAACCAGCAGUGCAAGGAGAAGCAAUCGAUCAAGUCGACCUCGGCGAAGGACGCCGACUCCUCUACUGACGGCAAGGGGCAAGGCGACGAGGAGGCGUCGUGCUUGCUGGUCGGCAUCGUGGAGCCGACCGUCUCGCUGGCGCCGGAGGCCGGUGAGGAUUUCCAGGCGGUGGCAGCAGCCGUGCAGGCGAACCCGGCGGUGGUCCUGCUGGACAGCGGCUGCUCCCACCACCUGAUGGGGGCGAAGGAGGUCUUCGUUGACAUGCAGCCGAGCGGCGACGUCAUGCACGUGCGCGGCUUCAAUGGGGCGCUGCAGGACGUCAAGGGACGGGGCACGGUUGCGCUGCAAGGGGCGGCCAGGAAGCGGGUGCUCCUCCCCGACGUGCUGUACGUCCCGGGCGUGCACGCGAACCUGCUGUCGGCCGGUCAGCUGAAGGAGAACGGCGUGAAGCUGCAAGAAGACCGACGGGAUGGGAUGCUGCUCAUCUCGGCGACCGACAACGUCCUCGACCGAGCAACGUAUUCCGGCUGGGUCCUCUGCACAGACCUAUGUCCCUGCUCGGCGACGAAUGCAGCGGAGGAUGUGGCCGUGCGGACAAUCUUCUCGGCGACAAAGGCGACGCCGGACAGGCUGCACGCGAGGCUCGUUCCCGUCGGCAUGUACACCAUCCUGCGCUCGGCGAAGCACGAGGUCGCCACCGGGCUGGACCUCAAGUCGGCGUCCGGCGCCGAUUCACGUUGUGUCUCGUGCAUCGGUGGGAAGCUGGUACGGCACACCUUUCCCGACAAGGGCUCGGACGCCGAGGACGCCCUAUCCGUUGUGCACAUCAACCUGCGCGGGCCGUUCCGUGUGGCCGCCAAGGAUGGCAGCCUGAAGUCCGACGUGCUGCGAGAGUUCGAGCAGUGGCUGGUGACGGUUGAGCGGCAGACGAAGAAGAAGGUGUUGAUGCUGCGUUCUGACCGGGGUGGGGAGGACUUCACUACCUUCGUGGACUGCAAGGGGAUCGUCAACGACCUGACCUGUCCAUACACCCCGCAGGAGAACGGAAUGGCAGAGCGGGAGAUGAGGACGGUGGUGGAGUCUGUUCAGACGAUGCUGCUGUACGCCAGGGACCUCGCUCUGCGGCAGGCCGUCUGGGUCCGCAACUGCCUUGAGAGGUCGACGCUGCCGCCGGGGACGUCGCCGUACCAGCUGCUGACUGGGACGAAGCCCGACUUGUCGCUGGCACGCGUGUGGGGCUGCAUGGCGCAGUUCCUCGUCCCCGAGCAGCAGCGCGGUGGGAAGCUGCAGCCGAAGGCCAAGUAUGGCCUUCACCUCGGCGUGUCGGAGGAGAGCAAGGGCUGGGAGCUCCUCGACCUUGUCGACAACCAGGCCGGCGUCGGGGCGGAUGCCGGCCACCUCGCCGAUGGACACCUCCACCGCGACACUCCAUCUGCUCGCCGAGGUCGGUAA
Closterium sp. Yama58-4 is the source of this 1905-nucleotide messenger RNA. The record is from the annotation of a GenBank genome assembly. NCBI's taxonomy places the organism in Eukaryota, Viridiplantae, Streptophyta, Zygnematophyceae, Desmidiales, Closteriaceae.